This is a messenger RNA of Cynoglossus semilaevis (tongue sole), 1960 nucleotides long. It is a transcript of the gene ctsf, whose product is annotated as cathepsin F. Gene Ontology annotation, biological process: proteolysis. The coding region runs from base 170 to 1570 and encodes 466 amino acids. NCBI's taxonomy places the organism in Eukaryota, Metazoa, Chordata, Actinopteri, Pleuronectiformes, Cynoglossidae. The record is from RefSeq and is a predicted model, not a curated record. Gene Ontology annotation, molecular function: cysteine-type endopeptidase inhibitor activity; cysteine-type peptidase activity. The transcript has 14 exons.
UUUCUGUCGUUGAGUCUCCUCCCACUGUUAUUCAACAACAGUCGGUCGGGAACAUUCAUCCUCUUUGCAGCUCGCAGAAUAUUCCAUCGCGACAGGGAUUCAAGAAACGGGAAAACACAUAUACAGUUACAGUUGCAAAUUUAAUUCGAAAAAACAAAUCGCAGCCAUCAUGGUAGCUGCUGGUUGUUCACUAAUCCCGUGGAUCGCUCUGUCUGCCCUACUGGGCUCGGUGGUCUGUGAAGACCCGAACCAGCCUCUCGGUUCUCCCGUCCAGCUCGGUGAGUCCGAACCGGGUGUGAAGAAGAUUCUGGAGUUCACAGAAGAGCGUUACAACCUGGGCUCAAACGCAAUGCAUCGUCGUAAAAUCAGCCGCUUUAUCUCCGUAACCAGACAGAUGCUCAAAGGAAUUCGCUACACAAUUAAAGUAGAAGUCAGUAACACGCAGUGCAAGAAAUCCAGCAUGGUCAGGUCAUGUGACUUCUAUCCUGAGUCACACAAACUCGAGACAGAGCUCUGCAUGUUUGAGGUGUGGGACGUUACCUUGCAGGGCAAUUUGACUCUGCUGAAACAGAACUGCCAGCCUAAAGUUAUAGCACGAACAGAAGAGUUCAUUAACGUGGAUAUUGAAUUUGGCAAUGACACUUUUGAGUUCAUGAGGCUGGUGCUAGAGUUCAAACACUUCUUGAAGAAAUUUAACAAGGUCUAUAGCAGUCGGGAAGAGACAGAACGUCGUGUGGUAAUCUUUUAUGAAAACUUGAAGACGGCUGAGACUCUCCAGUCUCUGGAUCAGGGGUCAGCAGAGUACGGAGUCACCAAGUUCAGCGACUUAACUGUGGAGGAGUUUCAAACUAUGUACCUUAACCCACUACUAAACCAGUGGACCCUUCAUUCACCAAUGAAACCAGCAGCUCCUGCUCAACGUCCCGCCCCUGAUAGCUGGGACUGGCGGGAGCAUGGUGCAGUCAGUUCUGUUAAGAACCAGGGUAUGUGUGGCUCCUGCUGGGCAUUUUCUGUCACAGGAAACAUUGAAGGCCAGUGGUUCCUGAAAAAUGGAAAACUGUUGUCACUGUCUGAACAAGAGCUGGUGGACUGUGAUACUGUAGACCAGGCCUGCAGAGGAGGACUGCCGUCAAACGCUUAUGAAGCAAUUGAGAAACUAGGUGGCCUGGAGACAGAGACUGACUACACCUACACUGGACACAAGCAGAGCUGCAGCUUUGUCAACAGGAAAGUGGCAGCUUAUAUCAACAGCUCUGUGGAACUAUCCAAAGAUGAGAAAGAGAUUGCAGCUUGGCUUGCUGAAAACGGCCCGGUCUCUGUUGCACUGAACGCCUUUGCAAUGCAGUUCUACAAGAAAGGUGUGUCUCACCCCUUGAAGAUCUUCUGCAACCCGUGGAUGAUCGACCACGCUGUGCUGAUGGUGGGAUACGGGGAAAGUAAAGGCAUUCCAUUCUGGGCCAUUAAAAACAGCUGGGGAGAGGACUAUGGAGAGGGGGGAUACUACUAUCUGUACAGAGGCUCUAAUGCCUGCGGGAUAAACAAGAUGGCCUCAUCUGCUGUGAUCCACUGAGUAGUAUUAUAAUACUCAUUCAAAAAUACAUCCACAUACCUCAUCCGUGGUCAUAAAGACAUUAGAUUCCAAGUGCAAGUGCUGUCAUAGUAACAAACAAACUUGAACGUGAACCUACUGUACAAUACUUUCUCAUUGCUCAAGAACCACCUUCACACCAAGCACAUGGUACCGAACAAACCAGUUCUGAUAAAGCUUUCCAUACUUUGUGUUAUAUAUUAUAUCGCUUACUUGUGUUAAUACUGCAUUGUGUUGAAGGAGGGUGAAAUAUUUUUUAAAAAAAUAAAGUCUUUGUUUGCACAUAAUUUCAUGACUGUAGUGCAAUCUUGUCUAUUGCUGUGUGAUGAGAAGGAAUGAAUGGAGAAUAAAGUGUUUUCUUGUUCUAUACUA